Molecule: messenger RNA, 896 nt
Organism: Lynx canadensis (Canada lynx)
Lineage: Eukaryota; Metazoa; Chordata; Mammalia; Carnivora; Felidae
Product: keratin-associated protein 4-3-like
Exons: 1
Coding region: 52-531 (159 amino acids)
Cellular component (GO): keratin filament
Source: RefSeq, a predicted model, not a curated record
AAGCCCCUCACUCUCCUGGAAACCAUCCCAGAACCUCCACCCUCUGACACCAUGGUCAACUCCUGUUGUGGCUCCGUCUGCUCUGACCAGGGCUGUGGCCAAGAGACUUGUUGCCGCCCCAGCUGCUGCCAGACCACCUGCUGCAGGACCACUUGCUGCCGCCCCAGCUGCUGUGGCUCCAGCUGCUGCCAGCCUUGCUGCCGCCCCAGCUGCUGCCAGACCACCUGCUGCAGGACCACUUGCUGCCGCUCCAGCUGCUGUGGUUCCAGCUGCUGCCGCCCCAGGUGCUGCAUCUCUAGCUGCUGCCGCCCCUGCUGUGGGGGUUCCAGCUGCUGUGGUUCCAGCUGCUGCCGCCCCAGCUGCUGCAUCUCUAGCUGCUGCCGCCCCUGCUGCGGGGGUUCCAGCUGCUGUGGCUCCAGCUGCUGCCAGCCUUGCUGCCGCCCCACCUGCUGCCAGACCACCUGCUGCCGGACCACCUGCUGCCGCCCCACCUGCUGUGUGUCCAGCUGCUGCCGCCCCAGCUGUUGCUAGACCCCCUGCCACCACCCACCAACCUGCUCUAGUGGCUCUUGCUGCUGCUGAGUGCCCUGACCUGCACCCUGCUGUUUUCAUCAGCCAAUCUCCUUCAUGUCGUCCAACUGGGAGCUGAAUCAUGUGAGGCCAACUGUAAAACCUCAGUUCCCAGUGAUUUUUCAACUGGUUGGCCUUGGAAUAUACCUCCCUACCGCCCACUCCCUCCUCACCUCCUUGUUACUAACUCCACCCCAAAUCACUACAAAGAUUGUAUUAUCUGAUAUAUGUUAACAUGCCAUUCUGAUUGAUGUAUCAGCUACUGCCAGAUUUUCUCAUAUGGAGAUGUUUCUGUAUGUCAAAUAAAUCUUGAUUUUCCAGGCAUA